AUGGCUAUCUGCACAGCAACAACAAACAGUCUCCCGCAAGAAGUCGCCGAGGGAACCUCGCAGGCAGACAUGUAUUGUCGAGUCGUGGUGUUGCUGCUGGGAGCGACGGCCAUCUUGUCGGGCGGACAGCGCGCCUCGGCACGCCAAGGCGGCUACAGGUGGGAGCCAUUCAACCCUCAGCUGCCCAUCGACGCCAUGACGGAGGUGGUGGGCCAGUUCGCCGUGGACGUCCUGCAGGACCACGCGUUUUCGCAAGGGAACUUUGCGUUCUCGCCGUACGGCGCCACGUCGGUGCUGAUAGCGCUGUACGAGGGCGCGAGGGGGGAGUCAGCCAGGCAGAUCCACGACGCUCUGCGCCUGCCCUGGAACCACGACGUCCUCAGGAUCGGCUUCAGGGACCUGCAUAGGAAACUCAGGGUUCACUUCGUCCAUGAAGGAUUUCUCAAUGGUUUGACGUUUAGCAAAAACACGACAGAUUUUCGGCCAGAGUACUUACGUGCGCUCAGAUUCUACGGGUAUGAAAUGAAGCCUGUGAAUCGUGUUAAUGAGUCUUCAUUGACCACUCAGCGUCCAGAGACUACCAUUAGCCCCACGGAGCCAGAUGAAUCAAUUUCAGAGCCAGAAGUGCCUAGCACCACUCUUCCGAUGACUUCGGACAGCGGGCAAACCAGUCUUGGAGAUGGAACCACUGAAGUACCACUUGAAACAACAACAUACAGGGAAAAUUUCACAGAAAAAAACCCAGAGAGUAGGACUUCGGAAACUUCUUCUGCUACUGUAACUGAAGAGGCUGUAGGAACUGAAUCUCAAAUAUUAAAUAGUCAUACUACUAACUCUCUAAGCACAGAAGACAAACUGGUAACAUCAGAAUUAACUGUGACUACAGAAGUCCAAAGAAAUACUGAGAUGUCUUAUGAAAGUUCACAAAUUACCGACACCACGUCUUCAUUAAACGGGAAAACAACACAAAAGAGUAGCACAGAAGCUACUGUUUCAGAAGUCAUAAGUGAACAAACCACGAUAAUAAGCGAAUUAAGUACUACAGAACCAUAUUCACCGACGACAGAAGAGAGCCAAAAUGUUUCUGACCAACCCUCGACAACUCGUAUCAGCGAAGUUAACGCAACAGAUGAGAUUACUGAAACAUUGGGAACUACGACACCAGAAUAUACUUCAACUUCAAAAGAGAAUGCUCAAAGCUCUCCAACCAUAGGACCAAGUGAGACAGUCACACCAAACAGCCUGCCUACAACAACUGAUAUAAUCACAGAUACUUCUGUUCUGUCUUCAAGCACAGAGCAAGUGUCGACCUCCGAGAUUUCAGCAGAAAGCACAAUGACGACGAGCGAGAAGGAACUGAUCCCAACCACCGAGAACAGUCAACCAGAAUCCACCAGUGGCGACGACAGCAUAACGUCUAAUACAGUCACCGAAGUGAGCUCGUCAACCAUCGAACUAACAACAGAAUCUACCCCCACGCUAACAUCAGUGAACGAAGCCCCAGAGACGACCACCAGCCCUGCUGAAACAUCGACGAAUGCUGAGGGAACAGUGUCCUACAGUUCUACAAUUACUGCCGGAACUCGUGAGAGGAACGCACGAAGCAUCUCAACAACAGACUCAGAAACUGGGCGUGGGGACUUGUUAAGUGGAAAUCAGAGGUUUCCGAACAAAAUGAUGACGGAGAUGACAGGCAUCGGCGGAGGGAAGGGGUUCAGCCUGACCCUGCAGGACGAGCUGCUGGGCGCCAGGCAGCGGGGGCUGGCCGGAUCGGCAGGAGAGGCAGGGAAGGCGUCCAGGUCGCGGCUGCUGUUCCUGGCCGACGGCGCGGUUGAGGAGCGCGUGCCCGCCAUGGCCUUCGCCGCCGUGCUGCCCUUCGCCUACGUGCCGCGGCUCGACGCGCUCGCUCUGGAGCUGCCGCUCGAGAACAAGUGGCAUCGGUUGGUAAUCCUAAUGCCUCUGGGACUAAGAGGGCUUCAGGAACUAAUUUACGACCUUAGUUCUUAUCCGUUGGGAAGAGUUUUGAGAUCACUACAUCGAACAAGAGUCAGCGCUAUAAUCCCCAACAUAAUGGUCCAAGGAAUGGUUGAGCUAACUCAAACAUUGCGAAAGAUGGGCAUUUGCAACGUGUUCGACCCCAGGCGCGCCGACCUGUCCAGCAUGUCGCGCGACCCCGAGCUGUACGUCACGGACUUGGACCAGUCGAUCGUCGUGGACAUCAGCAGCGACCCCGGGCCAGAGGAGCCCCAAACCAGGGCGAAGAGUGGGCGACGCCGCGUGGAGCACUUCGUGGCGAAUCACCCGUUCCUGUACUUCGUGGUGGACCGGGACACGCGGGUGCCUCUGGUGGCGGGCCAGAUGGUGGACCCGCUCAACCCCCGCAUCCACUGACCCCCCGUCCCCCCGGGGCAAACGACGUGCCAGCCAGCUGCCUUCCAGGCGACCCGGUCUCACGCGCCUUGACACGAAGAUGCCCAACUUCACCCCUUCUCGAACAUUCUCACUCUGCUCUGUACCAAGACUGUAUUUCAUUCUUUUUUUUCUUCUCAAAAUGACUUUGCAAGCGUUCUAACACACUUAAAUACUUAUAAUAAGAUUUAAGGUCAGAAACUUACUAAGCUAGAAAAGAAAUUGAAAUUGACUACCACUUUUUAAUACUUUUCAUUAAUUUAAAUCUUUUGUUUUGGCUAAAAGACUGAAAAAAGUGAACUCUCCAUUCAAAUUACACAAAAUAGUUUGCUAUUUUGUUUUAGAAUUCAUAUAUUUACUAAGAAAGUUGUACAGGCUAACUACAUUAUUAAAAUUAUGGUACUCUAAGAAUUCUAAAAUUAAUUAAUUUUCCUAUGCUGACACAAGUUAAAAUAGGAUUAGUUAAAAUUUUAGCUACAACUCCAUUUAGUUUAGGUUAUCAAGUAACAAUCAUGUGAAUGGAUUUACGUAACAGAACCAAAGUUUUUAAAAUAACAAUGCAAAUUAGUCAAAGAUAUAUAUUUUUUAUUCUCACAUGUAAUAGCAAUCACACUUAACUCUCCAAGGACACUUUGUUAAUGUAUAUUGAAACAAUUAUGUAUAUAAAAGUAAAUAUGUAAAUUAUUAAAAAGUUUUGAAACUAUAAAA
Bacillus rossius redtenbacheri is the source of this 3117-nucleotide messenger RNA. Its product is annotated as mucin-3A. The transcript has 8 exons. NCBI's taxonomy places the organism in Eukaryota, Metazoa, Arthropoda, Insecta, Phasmatodea, Bacillidae. The coding region runs from base 1 to 2391 and encodes 796 amino acids. The record is from RefSeq and is a predicted model, not a curated record. Gene Ontology annotation, molecular function: serine-type endopeptidase inhibitor activity.